CUUCCGACCGAGCAUGGCUGAAUGUUGUGUUGACAAGAAGUGAAUUCAAGCAAAUCUCUGACGAAUAUCAAGAGGAAUCGUAAAAUUUCACUCUAGAAUAGGCUCAGCAUUCACCGGUCACCUUUCAAGCAGUAGAUAUGUCAACCCGAUUAUAUCCCUUGUAUCGAAAAGGUUCUCCUCAAUUGAGGGUGUUCCUGCCCAAUUUUUGGAUGAAAAUGGUCCAAUUAGAGCAUCAGGAGCAUUUGCCCAAUCAGGUCCAGUUCAUCGUGUCGUCCGAAAUGACUCGUUUGGACGUGAAGAACUACCUUGAACAGAUUUACCAGGUGCCCGUCAUGGACGUCAGAACGGUCAAUCUCACAGGAAAAACUCACCAACAUCGGCAAUUGGGCUUCUUACAUAAAGACGAUGACCAAAAAGUGGCCUUUGUCACUUUGCCCAAAGACACAAAGUUCGAAUUUCCCGACAUCUUGGCCAUGGGUGAAAGGGAUCAGCGCGAGCAACAAACCAUGGAUGAAUUCAAAGAUGCCCAAAAAGCCUUUAAACAAGGAACAGAAUCCAAACCGGGACGAGAGGGAUUACCCAGUUUCUUUGGAUAUUGAGGUGUAUUUUCAUGUUUUGCUCUCAAUAUCAAAUAUAAUUCAGUCAGACCCUACGUUAAAAAGAAAAAUUGCCACCAUUUGUAAAUGCUGAAGAGCUCUAAUGAAAAAAAGCUGUUGAAAUAUUUGAUGACUAAUAUAUGGAGAUAACCCAA
Tigriopus californicus is the source of this 751-nucleotide messenger RNA. RefSeq names its product large ribosomal subunit protein uL23m-like (gene mRpL23). NCBI's taxonomy places the organism in Eukaryota, Metazoa, Arthropoda, Copepoda, Harpacticoida, Harpacticidae. Gene Ontology annotation, biological process: mitochondrial translation. Gene Ontology annotation, molecular function: structural constituent of ribosome. The record is from RefSeq and is a predicted model, not a curated record. The coding region runs from base 138 to 599 and encodes 153 amino acids. Gene Ontology annotation, cellular component: ribosome; mitochondrial large ribosomal subunit. The transcript is spliced from 4 exons.